UCGAAUUCGAUUAGCAUCCGGGAACCCCAAAAAAUAAAAGUCCAUUUCGAUCCUCGAUCUGAACAAGAAGAGAACAGAGAGAGAAAGAAUGGACGCCAUUGAUUCCGUCUUCGAUCCUCUCAGAGAAUUCGCCAAGGACAGCGUUCGACUCGUUAAGCGCUGCCACAAACCUGAUCGCAAAGAGUUCUCCAAAGUUGCUGUCCGCACAGCGAUCGGUUUCGUAGUGAUGGGAUUUGUGGGUUUCUUUGUCAAGCUGAUCUUCAUUCCAAUCAACAACAUCAUCGUCGGAUCUGGUUAGGAUGAGAAAGGACUGUUGGCACUCAAGAAAUGCAGACUGGCAUGCGAAUCAGAAAAAGAUCCUUUUCAUUAGGAUGAUUUAGUGUUUUUGUUUUUUUUAAAUUUCCAUUGUAUCAUUUUUUUAAAUCUCAGUAAUUAUACGUUCGUAAUUUGUGGACGUUGAGAAUAUGUGGACUUGUGAUCUAGGACAAAGUGAAAAGGUACUGAGGAGGCAUUGCAAUUUUGCUUCAAGUCGUUUUAUAUGCUUUUCAUUUUCCUUUCUUGAGAUCAAUACUAUGUUUGGUCGAGGGCUUUUGGAGAUA
Molecule: messenger RNA, 599 nt
Organism: Prosopis cineraria
Lineage: Eukaryota; Viridiplantae; Streptophyta; Magnoliopsida; Fabales; Fabaceae
Product: protein transport protein Sec61 subunit gamma-like
Exons: 3
Coding region: 89-298 (69 amino acids)
Biological process (GO): protein targeting; post-translational protein targeting to membrane, translocation
Cellular component (GO): Ssh1 translocon complex; membrane
Molecular function (GO): transmembrane protein transporter activity
Source: RefSeq, a predicted model, not a curated record